This is a messenger RNA of Marchantia polymorpha subsp. ruderalis, 588 nucleotides long. Lineage: Eukaryota; Viridiplantae; Streptophyta; Marchantiopsida; Marchantiales; Marchantiaceae. The record is from the annotation of a GenBank genome assembly.
AUGCGGCCUUCCUCUCAAGGUGAACUGAGAUAUCAAAAUCCGAUCUUGCUUACGAAGACCUGUGGAUUACUGCCCUAUACAAUUCGAGCGCCAGCUCUGACACCUCGUCCCACAAUCGACGAAGCCCUCGAGCACGACCUAUUCGAUCGAAACAAACAAUUUUGCACAAACCGAUGCCUCAGUGGCAAAAGCCAUGGAAGAACCAAGGGCCAAUGCGAGAGUAUAAUGUGCCCUCGAGUCAAAGUGAAAAUCUUUAAUUUCAAACGAAUGCGCUGCUCCUCCGGCAAUCGUGUGGCUCUCCAACACCAGCACUUUGUCUUCAUUGCGUGCGAGCAGUCCUCCGCAACAGAGCCCACCGAUUCUGCUCUCGAUGAAGAUCACAUCAACUUCUUCUAUACCUACAAGCAGCAUGUGCUCAAUUUCGGCGAUCCUACGGAAUUAACUCCCUCCACACCACGCAAUCUCUGCGGUGCCGAAACGAUUCCGGACACCUCAUAUUUCACGGAUUUGCAGGCGUUUCUAAAGCUAGAACAAGACUAUAUAUGUAUCUUUGCAAUCAGCUCCAUCGACAUCAAGCUUUUGACGUGA